Lytechinus pictus (painted urchin) is the source of this 11799-nucleotide messenger RNA. RefSeq lists its product as uncharacterized. The record is from RefSeq and is a predicted model, not a curated record. Bases 75 to 7964 code for a protein of 2629 amino acids. Lineage: Eukaryota; Metazoa; Echinodermata; Echinoidea; Temnopleuroida; Toxopneustidae. The transcript is spliced from 18 exons. Gene Ontology annotation, biological process: protein phosphorylation. Gene Ontology annotation, molecular function: ATP binding; protein binding; protein kinase activity.
UGAAGAGCCUCCUGAGUGAUCAUCGAUCACCAUGGCAACGAUAAACAGGGAUAGUCUCCUUCAAGACUCCACCGAUGUAUUCCUACCGUCCGUCCUCCACCGCCAUGGGGGCCACUGAGGUUAUAAGACCGUCCUCAGGUACCCAACCCCAGGGCCACCGGGCGAGAGUGUCUGGUUCAAGCCCCCUGUCCAGUGCAGGAUCGACCGGCUCCCACCGCAACAAGAAGCUGCUGAAGUCCUACCACGACUUCACCAUGCAGAUCUUCAGCUCCGGACAGGGAGCGGGGGAGAAUGAUAACCUGUUCGUGGCAGCUGUACGGAGUGGAGAUUACGAGAGGGUAGAGAAUAUACUGCAAAGGAGAAGCCAUGAGGUCGUCAACGUCGAUGCUCGAGACCGGGAAACAGGGAACACCGCCCUCAUGUGGGCAGUCAUCAAAGGUCACAUCAAGUUGAUCAGGCUCCUCCUCAAGUACGGGGCGGACGUGACGCUGCGCAACGCUGCCACGGCGUGCGUCCUGGACCUGACAGAGGAUCGUCAGAUCCGGAAGCUCCUCCUGGAGUCCGUCCUGAGGAAGGGGGUGUCUCCUAGGCAUCUCCUGCAAGCAGCCUGGCAAGGGAACGCACAGGUCGUCAGGCAACUCUUGAAUGAAAGUAAAAUUUUGGACAUCAAUUGCAGGAAUUCCGAUGGAUUCACACCGCUAUUAUUGGUUACUAGAGACGUAGAUUUAUUUGAAUCAAUUGGAUCAGCCCUCGAGUCCUACGACCCUCUCGCCGUCAUUGAAGAACUCCUUCGCCACCGAGCAGACCCCAUCGCCACCGACCGAGAGAGCCACACCGCCUUGCAUUACGUCUCUUCUGGCAGCUCACAACUCACCGACGAACUAGCCAUCAGGCUCAUGGCCAUUCCUUCCCUGGCCAACUCCUGCGAUGGACGAUCCGUUGCGCCGAUCCACGUUGCCUCGAAGAGCGGGAGUGUUGAUGUCGUGGUAGCGCUUCUAGACCAUGGGGUUGAUGUCAAUACAAGAGGCUAUGCUGGGUCAACGCCGCUUCAUGUUUCGGCUCAAGCUGGUCAAACUCAGGUCGCUAACACCUUGCUAAACCACGGCGCUGAUAUCACUAUUGUGGAUGACAGCGGUAACACGGCUGUAGAUGUAGCUAAGACAAAGAGGAUGAAAUCUGUUUUAAGAGAUGCAUGGAUGGACGUAACCGACAACAAACAAGCUGAGGUGCUGAGUCCCGUCAAGCCACCGUCUCGUCUGGAAGAUCGUAGUCCUAGACAGACUCGAGUUCAUAGUCUUACGUCAACCUCGCCACCCACUGAGGGACAUGGAAAUCGCAUGAUGCAGAAGUUUUCUGAGGCUCAUAGAGCACUACAGGAAGAGGAACAACUUCUGAAGGACGUAGAAGCUGGUCGUUAUACGCCUGGACUUCACACAAAAACGCUGAAUCUCCUUAGGACCCCUUCCCGCAACUCGCCCCUCCUAACCACCACCAACCGAGCCCCUGCCCCUCCCAAGACGCCCCGGGUCCUGGACCCUCUCUCAAGCCCCGCCUCCAAGACCAAAUCCUCUGAAGGUCAAGGGUCGAAGAAGCCACGAAGGUCACUGACCUUCUCUGGUCGGGUCAACAGUACAUCCAAGGAACAGAGGUCAAGAGGUCACAACAAGGUCAGCAAGACAAGAUCAGAUCCGACAAGUCUUCAGGUCAGUGGAGACGGAUCCCAAGUACCUGUUACUGUAGUAGGCCUGGACCUAGAUGACAAUCUAAGGGAUGUCAGGUUUCAGCGCAUAAUGCCCUCCGGUGCCAAACAACUCGAUCGACACGCCUCAACCCAGAGCGACACAUCCCUCCACAAACAUAGAGGGGGAUCUACCCUCCAUCGUUUAUCAGAUCCAAGCCUAACUGAUGUAGCCAAGGCCUACCAUACAUUCUGCAAUAAGGAUUUAUCAACCAGCCCGGCAUUGGCUCAUGUUCCGCCGAUACGCACGUCGCAACUCUUGAAUCUUGAACAAAUGCAUUUGCGGCUGACCUCGCCGAGCCCGAACCCUGAGGCGUCAAGUCUGUACCCAAACUCUCGCAGUGUUCUUCCACACUCGCCAGGGAACUUUGGUGACAAUCGCCACCUACAGGAAACCAUCUUUGAGUUUGAGGAUGAGGAAGGUGGUGAUGGUGAUGAUAAGAAUGAGAUGCCAACAAUGAGGCUGAACUUGGAAGAAGUCGUCGACGAGGAGAGCAGAGGUCAUCAAGGUUCGCUCCAGAAUCGCACCGUCAUGUUCAACAUCGAAGCUAGUCGUGUCAACCCCCUCAAAGAUAGUUCUGAUUCGGGUCAGGGAUCAUCCAGGUCGACGGUUAGCCACACCUCCUCUGCUGCGAGCCUUGUCAUGUCAAGCCCAAGUCCGCAGCUUGAAGUCGACCGCAAGGAAGCUGCAAAGAAUCGCUUGGGAAUCAAGAUGACGCCAUCUGCCACCAAGGUUCCAGAUGAGAGAAUUGCACUUUUUCAAAGAGCACAGAUGAAACUUCCAAGCCUUGGUCGGGCCUCGCCUGCCGUCAAACAGUCUCAAGGACAAAAGACAAAACGACAGACAAGUGAAGAGUGCCUUUCGGUGUUGUCCGUGUCCUCUAUAAAUGCUGUCAUGUCUCCAGAUGUUGGAGAUGCCAAAGAUACAGCAAAUGAAGACAUCCAGAGCAAAUCCUUAGCGAUUGGUAAUGAUCUCAAUCGUCAGUUGCAGGGUCAACAGAAUAGUUUAAAUCGGCAGGGUGGGAAACGAAAGAUAUCUCUUGAGGACAAUGCCAUGUUGCUUGAAACAAGAAAGCGAUCACUAUCUUCCACCAGUGAAUCAAAGACACUUACUCCAGCUGCUUCUAGUCAGUCCAGCCGUCCCUCGCCUCUGUCAGGUGGCAGUGGGACAGCAAUGGUAAAAAAGGCUGACGAGCGAUUAUCUAUCGACAGUAUGGCUGAUAACGCGUCAAAGAAAAACACUGCCCUUGUGACACCAUUAUGUGCCACCAAAGGUACAGCGACCCCUGCUUGCCCUUCCACCAAACGUUUGCCCCAUCAGAAAACAGCACAAAUCUUUUCUUGUAAGAAUGCACAACCUUCAGCGAACACUGCAAAGAAAAUGGCUGAUAAGAACCCAAAGACUGAAUCUUCCGUACCUGGGACACAAAAUGGUACCAAGGGAGAGAAGAAAUCAACGCUUGUCAGUGCCUCCAAACCGGUUGUUCGGACAUUAGAAGUCUUGCCCGUUGCCAAAGUAGAUAGCAAAUCAUCUGGAAAGUUAUCUGAAAAGGACACCAACAAAGGUGAUGAUCAGGGAAGCUCAAAGCUUGAUAAAUCUGUUGUGAAAACAGAAGUGAAAACGCCGAAGGAAAAAUCAAUUACAAGCAGUGAUACUGUCAAGCCAGACAAAACAGGGAAGUCAGAAAGUAAAGCAGUGAUCAACAGCAAGGGAAAGACUGGACAUGUUUCAAGUAGUAUGAAAAGUAGUAUGAAAAAGGAGGACCGUAGAUCUGAUCUUGUGAAGCCAGCCUCAGAUCUUGCUAACAAAAAAGCAUGUAAUAAGACAGAUAAAAAGACUGUUACUUCAAAAUCACAGAGAGAACUUGGUGGAGGGCCUGAAGGGAAAAGUGCAAUAAGUGUAAAGAAGGGUGCUGCAGCUCCAACUAACAAAGCCGCAUGUAAAACGAAAAAUGACCAGGGUAAAGUGAAAACGGGGAAAAAAGAAGAAGCUGAAAAGAAGUUGAUCACUUGGAGAAUAUCAUGUGAUGAUGAUGAUGAUUCAUCAGAAUCAGACUUUGAUAAUGAGCAACAGCGAUUUGUUGAAGAAGACAUUCUUGUUCCAGGGAGAGAUCGGAAAGAGCAGAAGGUCUUACGGAAAGGAAGUACAGUUCCUCCAUGCACAAAGACAGACGACUUUGAGGACCUUGCAGAAAGUAGCGAUGCUGAGGAUGUUUUUGAGGAAGUGAUCUUCAGUGAUGAAGAGGACACACCUACAGACAUCGGUAAAGCUAAGACAAAGCUUAUCAAGGACCCAUCUAAGAUAUCCUCAAAGCACCAAAAGCCACCUACAUCACAGGGAUCCAAGGCAGUUCAAAAGUCCACAGUUAAACCUCCAGUAGCAACAAAGAAACCAACACCUGGUACCCAACAGCAGAAGAGUGUUGUCAAGGAAUCGGCUAAGGCAAAAGGAACCUUUGUAAAAAAGCCCCUGAAAACAGAAACGCAGAAUGAGACAGUCAAAGGCAAGGUAGCCGUCAAAGGUAUGUCUGUGACGAAGACACUGUCAAAGCAACCUAGUCCAACUGAUAAUACAAAUACCCGCAAGGCUGCUGAGAAAAGCAUCUUGAGUGUUUCACAUCAGAAGCCUUUGAACACUUCAACCAGCAGCAAAGUCGAGAAAGAGAUUAACAAGGAAAAGCAGCCUCCGGAGAAAAACAGCUCAAAUGCUUUGAAGCAAAAGCCUUCCGAGGUUGUGAAAGAUGGUAGAAGUGAUGUUAAAGGAGUGGACAGCAAAGAAAAGACGGUACUUAAAACCGUACAGCAAAAGACAAAUGUGAAGAAUGCUGCGUCACCGGCGAAAGUUCAGAACAGUUCUGUAAGUUCAAAAGUAGAAAACAAGCAAGAUGCUCCACAGGUGAAGUCUAGUGUUGCAAUAGAUAGCAGUAAGGAAGACCUGAAGGUCUCUGAGAGACUUGAAGGUGAAGCAAUUGAAUUUAAAGGUGUUGCUUCAACAGAAACAGGUGAAAGUUUAGAGGUCAAUCCUGCCGGUCAGAAUUACAUUGACCCUGCUGUAAAGGUCAUAACAUCAGAACAAGGUGAUGACAUUCAUCUGAACCCAAUCAGUCCAAAAGAACCAAAACCUGGGAAUAAUUCCUUCAGGAAAGGGAAGUACAAGUCUCCAAACACCUCGCCUCGUGAUUUUCCUGCUUCAGAGGCCGCAGUGCCGGAAAAGAAGCCUGUCCGUGACCCAAUGGCUGCCAAACAGUCCCCGGUGAUCAUGGAUAUAGUGGAGAUGUUUAAGUCGGCCAGUUCUGGAACAUCCCCCGAUGUCAAACUUGAGGUCUUGGGAAAGAUCAAGGAUCGUGUUGCUAGUGUAAAGGGUCCUGUGAAGAAGCUGGUGAAGAAUGUUCCAAAGAAGGUCUCGGCUACUGUGCAAGCAAAAGGAAAUAAGGGAAAGAGCAAGGACCGAAUUGGCAGUGGUGGGAAGAGUAAAGGAAGAGUUGGAAGUGGAGGAAGUAGGAGCGGUGAUGGGUCAAAGGUUAUGAAAAAGACCAAGAAAUCAAAUGGAAGGACAAAGUCAAAGAAGAAGAUGAAGGAAGUGAAUUACAGCCUGUUGCCAGAUUCAGAGCAAAACAACACUGCCUUCAUCACAGGUCAGGGCUGGAGCAUCAAGACCUCAAGGAAUGAGAACGAUGAUGUUAUCCUCCAGGAGAAUAAUCAGGACGAUUCCUCAGACGAUGAUGUGGGAAAUCUCGAGCUUCCUAACCUUGGUGAAUCGCAGCUCAGUCCGCACAACUCCCUGAAAUUGGAUGAGUUGGUCGUGAUGAGGUCAAUAUCUCUGGAAGAAAAGAAGAAUUUGGUGAACAUCUUGAGCCCGCUUGAGAUGAAUGCUCCUUACUUUAUUCCAGACACCAUGGGCACAAUCAAGGAGUUUGUCGACUCUCUCAAAAGUGAUUCUUCAGAGAUCAGUGCGGUGAAAGCUGCGGUGAGGGACAAUCAUUCCGAUUCUCAAACUCAAGGCAAUGUGACUGAAAAUGUAGAUCCAAGAGAAGAAAGGUCUAUGGCUCAUGCGGAGACAGAUUCGACUAAUCUUGAUCACGGAACGAAUACUGAUACUAAGAAGAGCCCUCCAGUUCCAGAUGUAAGGGUUAGGAAAAGCAGCACCCAUUCCCAGAUGGAUAAUGCCAUACAUAAUCCUGAACAUGACAGUGGACACCUUGGUCUUACUGGAGAGCUGUCAAAUUACGAUACCAACCCUGAACUCCUCAAGGUUUUCCACAUCAAGGAUCACUAUGAGACGGUGUCUUCUCAAGGGUCACGUCGAACUUCCAUCGCUUCAGACGAGGAAGCAGUGCGGGAACAUCUAAGUUUGAUUCUGAACAAACCGGACAGCGGGAGUGAUGCGAAUGAAGACCAAGGUGGUAGCAACAUGAGAGGACAGUCUGGUGAAGAUUCACCAGGACAAAGAAGAGAGCCGAAGGGUAAUGUCCUCAAGAAGAAGCCACCCUUACCAAAACUACUCCAUCAGCAUCAGAUCCAGUCUUCCAGACGGCCCAGCCCAAGGCGAGCCAGUGAACCAAACUUACCACCUCCUGAUGCUGACAGUACCUCCUUUUCUGUAACUCCCAUCAAGAAACUUGAACAGAAGAGAGAAGAGAACAAGUCUCAAGUUUCAACAAUAAAGAACAGUCUUCCAGAUAAGAAGUUCAGCCCUCCGUCUUCUUCCACGAAGAAACAGCGUGGCAAAUCCCUCGGAGACGUGCCUUCAGAUGCCUCGAGCAAAGAUCAUGGUCCGAGUUCAAGUACCACCAGCCUUCCCAUCAAGUCCUCGAUCAUUGAGGAAGAUGGUCACCAAGAUUCUGCUGAUGAAGAUUGGGUCGAGGAGGAAGAGCCUCUUGCCAGACACGUCCAGACGCUGACGGAGAAGACACUCCAGGAAUUCGAAACCAUUGCUCAAUCUGUUGAUACCGCCACAACCUCUGUUAUCCACACCCGACCUCCAUCAUCAGCCGGUGGGCAGUCCAUCCAUACCGCCAGGAGCUCUAUCAGGAGUGUCUCUCCUAGCCCUAGGGUGAGGGAUGUCAUCAAUGUGCAAGGAGGUGACCAGGAAGAAAGAGAGUUCUUGAAUCAGAGCAUCGCGCUCUCUGAAACAAGCAGUGAGGUCUUCAGGGAUUUCAACGAUACCGGAGAGAGUGUUAUAAACAGUCAGGAUACAUCGGUGUCAUCCAGCAUGAUAAGUAGCACCGAUCGUAGUCUUAGCGCUAACACCACAGUGUCAGAGUCUGAGGGGACUGAACUCCUCCAUUGGAAGAAAGGCAACCUGCUCGGGAAAGGAGCAUUUGGGACGGUAUACUGUGGGCUAACAAACACCGGUCAGCUGUUAGCCGUGAAGCAGGUCGAGCUCAGCGAGAGAGAUAAGGAGAAAGCCAAACAACAGUAUCAGAAACUACAAGAAGAAGUACAACUUCUAAAGACGCUUUGUCACAAGAACAUUGUUGGCUUCCUGGGAGUGUCUUUAGAAGAGAACAUGGUCAAUAUCUUCAUGCAGUUCAUCCCUGGAGGAUCUAUCGCAUCACUUCUGGCUAGGUUUGGAUCCCUAGAUGAAACUGUCUUCUGUCGUUACACCAAACAGAUCCUAGAAGGCACUCAGUACUUACAUGAGAAUGAUGUCAUACACAGGGACAUCAAAGGAGCCAACAUCAUGUUGAUGUCGACGGGGGUGAUCAAGCUCAUUGACUUUGGUUGUGCUAAGCGUCUAUGUAUCCAGAUCAGUCGCAGUCAGAAUGUACUCAAAUCAAUGCGAGGGACACCGUACUGGAUGGCGCCCGAGGUCAUCAUGGAGACGGGACAUGGGAAGAAAUCAGAUAUAUGGUCCAUUGGUUGUACAGUGUUUGAGAUGGCGACCCGUAAGCCCCCUUGGUCUGACAUGCCUCCCAUGGCGGCCAUCUUUGCCAUCGGUUCCGGUGGCCCCGUUCCUCAGAUGCCAGACAAGUUCUCUGAAGAUGCGAAGACCUUUGUCAAUGCUUGCCUAACAAGGAAUCAAGAUGAACGAGCUACAGCCUCAGAACUCCUCAAGCACCCCUUUAUAAAGAGAAGGAAAGAAAGAGGGAGGGAACACUAUCAGAGCAGGAUAUCCUCAACAUCUCUGGAAGACGGCCCAAUCGUCUUCAGGGAACAACCUAUCUCAAGGGACUCGGCAGAGAGCAAAGGAAGAAGGAACUAUGCCAUGCAGGAUUUCCGCUGAACGAGCGAUUGCUGCAGUAGAAGUGCUUGCGGAAUCAGUCUCAGAGAUAGUGAUAUUCUGGUAGUCACUUGAGAUAAGUUUGUGUCGUUGCGCUCUACCUGUCAAGCAGAGGUAGAAGCACGCUGUGGGCAAUUGCUGCAGGAAAAAGUGCUUGAGGAAUACAUCUCAGAGACAUGUAUUGUGUGGUCACCUGAGACAGGUCUGUGCUUCGGCAUUCUUACACCACCAAGUGGAGCAAGAAUUAUGUUGAGUGUGAGUUUCGUUUGUGAAGCAAUUGAAUUGAGGCACAAUGUUUUCAACAUUCCUUAUUAUAACCAGAGUGUGAGGAACUGCAUCUUUCUUGAGUUCCAUUGAUGAAGAGACCAUAGGUCAUUCAAUGAGUUCUGGAAGAUUUCUUUCAUUCUGGGAAAGGAUUGUACAGACAAAUGUGCGAAGGACUUAUCGGCACGUUCUUGUGGAAAGAGCUGUGCUGGAAACACCAAUGUUAAUUAUGUAUAUGAAUUUAUGAAGUAAAGGAAGCGGGGUCGUUGCAGAAACCAAGGCUGAAUUAAAUUUUUCCCUGCAAGAAGUAUGUUGGUAGAGCCAUUGCUGCGUUGACAAUCACCUGUAAGAAUCACCCUGUCACAACUUAAUAAUUAAGGUGCAGCUGAUGACAACAAAGGAGAAGACCAGUGCUUAGGGGAAAUGCUUCUGGUAAUUGAGACACCUAUUCAAAUUGUAGAACCUUUUCUUUGGAAGGGUAUUGCUUCAAAUUUCAUCAUGUUUAAAUGAAAAUGCACAGAAAUUCAGAAACUCGUGGCAGUUUCAGAAUCAAUUUCUCCAUUAUGGUCAUGAACCUAUUACUGUAAUGACAUUUCACAUGUACAAUCAUUGACAAUGUUGAUGAAUUUUGUAGUUAAAGCAUCUACCAUUCCACAUAAGUUUGAGGUUCAGCCCUUACCAUAUGUUGUCACUGAACCUGAUAUCUUUUCCUUUGUAUUUCAAAUAAUCAUGCUGUGGAAAUCAAAUGUAUUCAGAACCUUGGUAUAUGCAUGGACUUGUUUUAUAAACUUUUCUGAGCUAUGUGUAGUAUUGGCUUCAUCAAGGCUAGAUUGCACAUAUUUCUGUAUUGGAGAAUAUAUAUUUUCCUGUAAAUGAUGCAUUUUCUAGCUCUUAUCAUGUAUUCCAAUUGCCUGGCUACUAUUAUAUUCAAAUCAUUCGUGAUUCAUGUCAGUGGGCAACAGGAUAGAUAGAUUGUCAGUAAUGGGAACUUGUACCUCUAAACUUGGGGAUGUUGCACAAAAGGUCAAGAUUGACUUAAAAUCAUGCUUAAAUGCGACAUGCACAUUAUAUGAAACACACAAUCUUAUUGAUUACUAUACAGUAGGGCAUGUCCUCUGAGUUGACCAAUGAGGCAAUGUCUUCUAUACCGCAUGCAACUGGAAAUUUAAGUGCGACUCUAAGUCAAGCUUAUGUCUUUGUGAAACACCCCCCUGGACAGUGUGGUUGAGCACUUUGCCACCUGAUUGAAUCAAUCUUAUCUCAUGUUAUUAAUUGAAGGAUAACAUCCUUGCUCUGCAUUGCUACAUGUACACUAUCAACAAAGAAACUAAUUUCUCGCCAAAAGUAGAGUUACAAGUUUCCAGAUCAAUCACCUACAUAAUGCCUUGAUCGAAAACAUAAACUAAUUCAGACAGUAUUCUAUCGCAAUAAUCAUGCCUUUUGUGAUUUAACUUCUGGUAUUUUCUGGAGUUUCCGUCCAUUUUCUAUUCCAUUUUUUAUGAUGCCUUUGACGUUACGUACAACGAUUUCCAUCUGUGGUGACAAUCAUGUGAAUUUUGCUAAUAUUUAAUGUUCAAUGUUACUUGCUUUUUCAAUGCAGUGCUUACCCAUCUACUAAAGUGAGUGUGAAAUGGGUCCAAGUGAUUGGGCUUUGUCAAUAGGAAGCCUAUUCCCAUUUAAAGUUUUAAAAUGAUUUACAUGUUGGUGUGACGAUUUGGUUCUAUUUUCGCACAUUUCCGUCAAUCCUAUUUUGUGCCUUUUCGUGCUUUUAAUGUUGAAUGUCGCAAUUGCGGAUGUAGAUGACAUAGAAAAGUUACUUUCCACAAAUGGCGGAUGUAGAUGACACAGAAAAGUUACUUUCCUUAAUGUUCUGUAGUUCCUAAUCUACAGGAAUUUAGAAUGGUAAUGUACAAACUGCUAUAAGUGUUUGCUUUCUAUAGACAAUAGACAAUAGGUAGUUUUUCGCAUUUACUACGGGGAAAUUCUCUACAAUGCAUCGAUUCCUUUAAAAAUGCAAUGAAAAUCACAUUGGAGAGCCGAGAGGCUUUCAUCAAAAGUUGGAGGACUGGGACAGAUAAUCCAAAGAUUUGCUCCGGAAGAGCAAUCACUAAUAUGCCGUUGUCCCGAGUCAAGAGAUUCCAAUGCUGUCCCGGUCCACCAACUUUAGAAAAAAGCCUCUCAGCUCUAUAUUGUGAUUUUAUUUGCAUUUUCAAAGGAAUUGGUGUGUACAUUGUAGAUAGUUUCCUCCAAGGAAGUGCGAAAAGUCUGGAUUAAUUCAUAAAUAUGGUUUAAAGGGAAACCCUACCCUAAUAAAUGAUGAUUUCAUUUACAAAAAAAAACCAAAAGGUGAAAUCCUAAUAAGAAUUGGAUUAAACAUUUACAUUUGUUUAUAUGUUUCAAUCACUAUACAUGUAUUUAUGAGGAUUUCAAAUUGGCCACAUACAGUGUACAUGUAGGUAAUGAUGUAGAGUAGCUCGUAGUGACAAUUCUGAAUUUUCUCCAGUCUGUAAACUGGCUAAAAUAUCAUCUUUAACAAACAAACAAAAAAUGUUCCACUGAGAAUAAUUUGUCUAUCAUAUGAUAUCUAUGUUUAAUUCAUAUAUUUUUGGUAACUGCCUGAACAGAAAAAAACAACAAGAGAAACCCACAAUUUUCCUGAUAAUUGAGUACAUGUCAUAAGAGAGAGUACAUGUAGUCCUAAUACCUAAGUGCCAAUUUGAGAAUUACAUAGUGUAAUGGGGCUUUCUAAGAAUCUGAAGUUGCAUUUGGACUUUAGUUUCUGGCGAUGCCCCUGUCAUAUACAUGUAGUUAUAUUCCUGUUAAAUCACCCAUAACUUUCUCCUUCCUCGUGCAAUUUUGUCUUGAUUUUAUAAACUUCCACAAUUCUGGUUUUUAAUUGUAUUUUUUAAGUUCAUUUCAUGGGUUGGUUUUUCCUUAAAGUGUACCAUUCUACGUAAACGAAUCUCCGUCCAUUGAUUAGCAUGCCUUCUGACAAUCACAGAACAGAUUGAAAUAGUCUCAUCUCAUCUCAGAUGCAAGCACUCUUCUUCCAAACCACGUUUGCACCAAUUGUUGUCUUUCAAUUUUCUACGAUAAUCCAUUUUUCUACUCUCCUUUUUAUGCAAAUGUGUGAUUUCUGCAAAAGCACUGGAUUUUUUUACAAAAGGAUAUGCUCGUUUUCUGUAUCAUGUCCAACUCUCUGGAGGUAUAUGGCAAAUUAUGCAUAAAAUGAAUAUGUAUCGUAAAGGCUCAUGGAGCAUAUAGCUGAAAUUAUCAAUGUUUAGAUUUAUUGUUUGCCUAUUUUCGGAAAAUUUGCAUGAAAUUUAAUUCAUCCAUUUCCAGAUUGAUGAGUACUUUGCCUUUCACAUGAGAAUGGAAAUGCAUUAUGGUAACUUUGCCAUCCAAUGCUAACUACCAUGGUAGCAUUGAUCAACCAAUCAAAAUCAAGGAUUCCAUACAAGUUACCAUUGGAUGGCAAAGUUAUAAUCGUAACUUUUAUGCAACAUGGCCCUGAGCAUUCCACAUGCAGUAUGAUGUACUCUGAAUCUGUUUAGAAUGAUUAAAGAAACUAUCC